AUGGCUACGGCGAGGCUCCCGGAACUCAUGGGCCAGCGGUACACUGGCCUUGCUCUAUCCUGUCUGACGUGUCUUGAUCCUGGCGACACGAAUCUAUUUGGCCGAGAGCAGGAUCUGCAGGAUGAGGAUGGGAUCAUUGUGGGCGUGCAGUUUAUUGAGAAGAUAUUGCUGCAGAUCGAAGAGAUACAUGUAUGA
Messenger RNA from Aspergillus mulundensis, 195 nucleotides. RefSeq lists its product as uncharacterized. Lineage: Eukaryota; Fungi; Ascomycota; Eurotiomycetes; Eurotiales; Aspergillaceae. The record is from RefSeq and is a predicted model, not a curated record. Bases 1 to 195 code for a protein of 64 amino acids. The transcript is spliced from 2 exons.